This is a messenger RNA of Sturnus vulgaris (Common starling), 3388 nucleotides long. It is a transcript of the gene TMEM9, whose product is annotated as transmembrane protein 9. The record is from RefSeq and is a predicted model, not a curated record. Lineage: Eukaryota; Metazoa; Chordata; Aves; Passeriformes; Sturnidae. Gene Ontology annotation, cellular component: lysosomal membrane.
ACGAGACCAGGCUGCUCCAAGCCCCGUGCAGCCUGGCCUUGGACACUUCCAGGGAUAGAGAGGUUAAAGAUGAGGUGAUUAUUUGGGCUCUCCCAGGGAGAAGGAGCACGGGGUGGUUUGUGUGCACCGGUGCUCUGGACAACCUUUUGUGGGGGCUCAUCCUGGGAGCUGCCACACUCAGAGCCCCCUGAGAACUUCACCUCAAACAUGUAUCCUGUGCUGUGCUUACUGCGCUGGUGGGUUUUGGUCCAUAUGCAGCUGCCUUUGGCCACUUGGCUGCCGUGGGCUGGGCUGAUGGUCUGGAAAAAAUAGCUCUAAGGCAUAUGUGCACGUGUCCCUUCGUUGUCAAACUUGGGGAUAAAUAUGCCUUAAUUAUCCUUUGUGUGACUGAGGGUGUUCUGCAGUUCAUGGUGCGUGAACUCUGCCCAGGUUCCAAGUUUUUGUUUAUGAUAUAAUAGAUCACUUGUUUUCCCCUACUAUUAUUAAAAGUGACAUUUAUGAGCUGUUCAGAUAUUCUGAACUCAGCUGAGAGGCUAAAACUGAAUUCUAGGUAUAUGCCCCAUUCAGAAAAAAUUCAGACAAAAGUCCAGACCCACUUAAAAUGGGGAAUGUGCACUGGGCAGCUCAGAUCAGUCCUGUUCCCCACAUCUGUGAUGGUGAUCUGAACCCCUGAUGUACAGGGGAAUCUCCCUGGAAAGCAUCAUUGUUGGAAGAGAUUUUUGAAACUGUGGUGCCAAACCUUAAUAAAUUAUGAGAUGAAGUGAUAGGACUGAGAUGCAUUUUGGCAGUCUUGCAGCUUGUUAGAAGUUGCUGGUGUUUUGUUUAGAUAAAGAAGAAAGGAACUUGGUGUUUGUAAUCCAUUAUGUCAAUUUAAGGUGUUGACAUAAGGUAAAGCAAAGGGUGAUGGAAUAUAGCAGUGAUUAAAUCCCAGUGCAAUCAGGUCAGGUGAUAGAGUACAAGUACCUGGAGUAAACUCUGGGAUUACCUGAGAGCUGAUUAAUGAAGGUGUAAAUUCCAUUCCUCUUCCUCUGCUGAAACAGCUCUUGUGUGCUGUCCCAAGGUCCCCAACACCUGCUCCACCUUUUCCCUCUGAGGGUGAACACCAGCCUGGCCAAGGCCAACUUGCCUUUUGCGGCACAGGGGAUAAAUUACAUUCUUAUGGAUUUGUGGAAGCACACGUCUCUGGAACAACUUUAUCCAUAUACAUGGGUGUUGGAAGAAGAUGAUCUUCAGGGUCCCUUCCAGCCCAAACUAUUCUGUAAUGUGUAGCAAAAGGUGUUAAUGAAUUCACUAAGCUACCAGCUUGAAGUAGUUUUAAAAUCAGGAUUUAUUGAACAGGUAUCUUAAGAUAAAGUAGGUUUAGGAAUUGGUAUAGAGUACUUAGGAAUAUUCCAUCCCUCUCCCAUAGCUCAUGACAGGAAAAUACAUCCUUUCCUUCAGCAGCAAGACUUUGAAUGUCAGAAGAUGAAUGAUUUACCAUUCAUGACAGUGCAGCAGAGAGGCCCCAGUGUACUGCUUUAGGUCACUUGCUCCAUGGUUUUCGUAGUUCUGUGUCUUUUACUGAGCAAAACUGUCAGCACCAAAAUAUCUGUACCUGGGCUGCAGGAUAGUGAGAGGAACAGGAGGUUUUGUGCAAGUCCAGUUGUAAGGAAAGCAGCAAUAUUUUUGCAGGGCUGGGGUAGUCUGGAUGUGUGGUUGUACAGGGUAGAAGCUCUUCUGACAGGCGUGUUCUUGGUAUCUGUGUUGUUUCCAAGAGUUUCUGGCUUGGUGAUUCAGGAACAAAUUUAUUCUUCCUGGGAAAAACAGGGGCAAGUGGGCCAAAAAAAAAUCUCUGACUACCUUGUUGUGGCUGCUUUCAGUUGACAUGCUCUAUCCUGGAUGUGAGUUUUGUUCCUUCAGGCUCCCAGGAUGUUUGCCCAAAGCUCCCGGAACUCAGCGAGCCCCGUGCUGCUGCUGAUGCUGCUGGGCUGCGUCCUGUGUCCCUCAGCACAGGCCAGCAAGAGCUCCGAGGACAUUCGCUGCAAGUGCAUCUGCCCCCCGUACCGUAACAUCAGUGGGCACAUUUACAACAAGAAUGUAUCCCAGAAGGACUGCAACUGUCUGCACGUGGUGGAGCCCAUGCCAGUGCCCGGGAAUGACGUGGAGGCCUAUUGCCUGCUCUGCGAGUGCAAGUACGAGGAGCGCAGCACCACCACCAUCAAGGUGAUCAUCAUCAUCUACCUGUCGGUGGUGGGCGCUCUGCUGCUCUACAUGGCAUUCCUGGUGCUCGUGGACCCCCUGAUCCGCAAGCCAGACCCCUACACCCAGCCCCUGCAUAACGAGGACAGUGAGGACACUCGCUCCCUGGCCGGAGUGCCUACCCUGGCUGGUGCCAGGGCAAACACGGUGCUGGAGCGAGUGGAAGGGGCGCAGCAGCGCUGGAAGCGGCAGGUGCAGGAGCAGAGGAAGACGGUGUUCGACCGGCACAAGAUGCUGAGUUAGGUUCUGCUGGGCUCUGCCCUAUCAGGACGCCCCAGCGUUGGAAUGGAACCUCCAACCCUCCCAGAUUCACCGUCUCCAGAGGGAGCAGCAGCCCCAAAGGCUUCUCUGAUUGUGUCCCCUGUCCUUCCCCUGCCCAGCUGUGCUGGCCCCUGGGCUAUGGCUGCCGUGUGGAGCUCGGCUGAACACAGGACUCCAUCAGCCCACCCCAGCAGGGACAGGGGCUGGGAACAGAGCACUGGGAACUGGCUGAGUCUUCCUGGGAUAAAAAUAGUGGGAGAAUUUUAAUGUGGCAUAAAUUAUGUGUUGUUUCUCCAGGAUGCAGCAGCCACUCCUCCUACAGUGUGCACUGAUGGUCCCUGGGCAUUGUGGUGCUGAGCCACGUGUGCAGCACAGGAUCCAAGGGGAGGGGGUUUCUGCCAGGGGGCACUGCUGCUUCCGCUUAUCCUGAUGUAAAUGGAAUCUAUCCAGGUUUACACCAGCAUAACUGAGACUGCAGCUUGCUUCUGGGCAGGUGAAUAUCACAAAACCUGUUAGUACCUACAUCUGUAAGAGUUCAACAGGCAAAAAGCUGGUUUAUAUUUCUAUCUUUUUGUGCUCUACCAGUAGAUAAAAACCUCCAGGGGUGAAACCUCUCCAUUUGUACACACACUGGUGACCCUUGGUGUUCUCCCAGGGUGGGCAGCAGCAUUUUUGUCCAAGAGAACUGGGGCAAAGGCUCUCCUGGAGCACUGGAAACACCUGUCAGGGCCCUGGGAAGUGAACACUUGUGCCACUCAGAACACUCCAAGAGCUCUGACAGGACUUGGGCUGUGUGGACGAAGCAGCAGUGGUUCUGCCAUAUGUAUUGAUCCCACUGAGAACAUUUGGAGUUUAUGGUGUAGCACAUGUGUAUUAAAUGCAGAUCUAC